AUGAUGCAUCAAAUGUUAACAGAUCCUGACAAAAUAUCAGAUAUCGAUGAUGAUUUCAAUCUACUUUCAUCUCACGAGGAUACAGUUGAAUUCCAAUCUGAACUUAAUCCCGAUUGUGAAAUGCUGAUUGAUGAUCAAGAUGAGCCGCUCUUGUUAGAUGAUUUGUUUUCAACGAAUAACAAUCAAAAUAAUCAUUUUCUUCAUUCACAUACCACCAUCAAAACACAUGAUUUUCGUAAACAAUUGAUUGAAAUUUUCAGAGAUGCUAAUAUUAGUAACAUCCAUUCUUCUCGUAUUCUCAGAUUAAUUAGUAGUAUUCUUCCACAACCUCAUAAUUCGCCAACAACAUUAAAAGCUCUAUAUGAUUCAAUGCAAGGUAAACCGCCAUCUUUCAAUAAAAUAUUAAUGUUGUUUGAUGAAAUAUAA
Molecule: messenger RNA, 426 nt
Organism: Rotaria sordida
Lineage: Eukaryota; Metazoa; Rotifera; Eurotatoria; Philodinida; Philodinidae
Source: the annotation of a GenBank genome assembly